AUGAUGAGCACUCCGAAGCAGAAGUUGCGCCCAUCGCUGGGUGAGCCCUCUCGAGUGAGCCGGCUCCGUGCCCAGUCACCGGGGCGACUGCGUGCCCAGUCUCCUGGAGCCUCCUCGGUGGGUUCGGGAGAAGAGGUCGGAACGUCACCACGCAGGCGUGCACUCUUCCAAUCGACCGGAAGGGCCAGAGCUUUGACCACAGCGAGGCACUCGCGUGAUCCGCGUCCAGUGGGCGAACGUGCCUUCACUGCGCAGUGCGCCAAGAACGUGGUGGAGCUCUUGACGGCGAGAGGCUUUGCCAAGACCUUUUCGCACGACAAGUUGCUCAAGGACCCAUCGACCAAAGAGUUCUAUGACGUCUUUCGCUUCUUGAUCUCACAGCUGGAUCCACAAUUGGAAGUCGAAGGGAAGAUGGAAGAUGAGGUUCCUGCGAUCAUGCGUCGACUGAAGUACCCCGUGGAGGUGAACCGAUCGAAGCUGCAGGCCAUCAGCGGUCCCAAUACUUGGCCGCAGCUCUUGGCCGUGCUGGAUUGGCUUACGGUCCUCGUCCGCAUCAACGACGAGCUGGUGGAGCCCCUGGCGGCCUGUCAACUGGGCUUGUGCGAUGUGGGGGAUCCUGAUCGAGAUGCAGGCGACCAUCAUGUUCUUCGCUCUCUUCACGAGAACUACCUGGGCUUCUUGAGCGGAAAGGACGAUUGCGGUGAUGAAGAAAGGCUUCGCAUGAUCUACACCCAGCGGAUUGAUGCCUUGAAAGCUGAAAUCCAACGCCUGGAGAACCAGCAAGACGACAUGCAGAGGAGGCUCCAGGAUUUCCACCACGAGCACGAGAGGCUGCUGGAACUGCAAAAGAUGCCCGCGCAGUUGGAGAUGGAAGCGGAUCGCUUGCGUGCCACGCUUCAGGCCCAAGAGCACCAGGUGCAGACCAUCGAGGAUGAGAUUGUGGUGAAAGAGGCGGAGGCCCUCGAGCAGCAGCACGAGAUCGAGGCUUUACAGGCCAAACGAGCUGCUCUUGCGGAGCAGGUGGAAAGCCAGGCCUAUUCCAAGCGAGACAUCGAUCGGUUGCAUGCGGAGCGGGCGCAUCUUCGACAGCUCUUCAAGGAUUUGAAGGCCGAAGGUGAACGAGCUGAUGAAGAAGUGUGGGAGCUGGGCAUGCAAGAGCAAAGUCGAGCGGAGGAGAUUGCCCGCUUGGUCCGACAGGUCAAUGACGUGGCCGAAUAUUUAGAUCAUGAGCUGGGUGAGGAAGCAGCCUUUGACUUCAGAGUUCGCGUCGAUGUGUCGGAGCCGACGGACGCCCUGGUGGCGUUGCAAUUUGAUGAGCAGAAGAGCCACGCGCAGGUGCUCUCAGCUUCGCAUAGCGAGCGACUGCAAAAGGAGGAGUUGGCUCUCCACGAAGUCCUCGAGGAAAAGAGAUUGCUCCAGGCCGAGUUCGCAGAGAAGGACCGCGAGGGCCGGCAUAUGAAAGAGCGGCUUGAACAGCUGAAUCGAAUCUUCGAGGAGUAUCGGGAGUGGAGUGCUGCGCAGAUCGAAGAUGCCCAGAAGACCACGGAAGCCACGGAGGAUGCAGUCCACGAGAUCUCCAUCGGCAGCGCGGCGCCUUCCCUGAGGGACGCAGCGGAGGUGGAUAAGCUGAAGCUUAGCUUGGCCUCCCUGCAAGAAGAAUGCGCCCGCGAAAAGAUGCAGAUGGAGGAGCAGAUCCGCCGUGAUGAAGAGCGCUUGGAAGAACAUCGCCAGCUGGUCUUGCGUGAGCUGGACAGCUAUUCCAAGGCCAUGGGCUCGCUUUGUGAAGACGUGGAAUCCGCCCUGGUGAAGGGGUCCCUGCUGGAGACGCCGACGCAUCUUGUCGCGCGGGUGGGGCGACGGACGGAGAUCGUGCGGCUGUCGCACUGCGCGCCGGUGCGGCUUCUUCCGAUGGCCACGGCGGCCGCCGAGCGAAGCGGAACGGCCUGGUGCGCCUUGGGAAGCUUCGGUGGUGGCUUCCUGGGUGGAGACGAGGUGCACGUGGCCAUCGAGGUUGGGCCGGGCUCAUCUUUGGCAUUGACCACCCAGGCCUCCACGAAGGUCUACCAAGCCAAGGAGGAUGGCCAGGCGGCCGUGCAGCGCCUGGACGCGACGAUCGCACCUGCCGGGCUCCUGGUCAUGGCGCCGGAUCCUCUGGUGCCGUUCGCCCACUCGAGCCGUGGAGAGACCGGGAAGGAACGAGGAACGCCGAAGCAGACGGUGGCGGUUCCCGGAAAAAAACGUUGGAGCUAUUCUCAAGCACUGCGCUUCGCUUUGCACGCGAACUCCGAUGGUGAAUGCACCUCCUCAGCAGUGGUGGUCGAUUGGCUCGGGUCCGGCCGCGUGGCCACAGGCGAACGCUGGGCCUUCCGAGAAUACAAGUCUUGCCUGGAGUUUGCGUGGCUUCAGGAGGACCCCAUGCCCGGUGAGCCGCCGGUGCCUGGUGCGCCUGCUGCGCCGGGCCUUAUCGAUUCCAUCUUCCUGACGAGUGAAGAUGCCUUGGCGAAUUCGAGCCCGUCGAUCGCGGGCUUCGAUGCAGCAGUGAGCAUCUUUGCUGUUGGCCCUCAAGCCGCUCCAGUCGCUGCUCGCCUGGAAGCCAUGGCCUCCCUCUUGGCCGCGCGCAGCGGCGCGCGGGUCGCGGAGGCCGCUCGUGGGACCGAAGGGCGCUGUCCGGUGGAGCUGUCGGGACGUGCCCUCAUGGGCCUGACGCCGUCCUCGGCGCCGGCGCGGAGCGGCUGUACGGUGGCGCGCUUGGUGGCGGAGAAGACGGAAGACGUCUAUCGGAUCUUGCAUCAUUGCCUGAGCCCCCUAGCUGAGGAGAUUGGAGUCGAACCGUAUGCGGACCGUGUGCAUGGUCUGUCGAUGACUCCCACGGAGAGGUCUCCUCUCCGCUCAUUAGAAUCGCCUCGACCAUCGGGGCGGUCGCAAGCGAUGGAAGCAAUGGAAGCGCCAACGAAGCGGGUUGUGGCGGGUGUGGAGGGCACAAAGUUUGACCUCCAACAGUCCUUGAUUCUCUGCCAACUGACAGAUGCCACCUUGCCCGUGGGCGGAUUUGCUCAUUCCAAUGGGAUAGAGGCUGCCCACCAGCUGGGCCUCUUGCGCAGUGGUGACCUCGAGUCCUUGCGAAGCUUGGUCUUCCAAGGUGCGCUCUCGAUGCUGCGUUUGCAGGGCUACUUCGUGAAAGAGGCCCAUCAGCUGGGUGCUCAGAAGACCCUGGACGCGUGGCAGGAGUUGGACGUGAAGCUCAACGCCUACCUGGCAAGCAACGGAGUGGCCAGUCGCGCCUCCUGGUUGCAGGGAGCUGGCCUCCUCCGAGUGGGAAAGCAGUGGCAGCCGAGCGUGGCUUGGCCGCGGAAAGGGCACUACGCCACCUCCUUUGGCCUUCUGUCGCGCAGGCUGGACCUGGACUUGACACUGGGCCUUCAUGCCUUCGCCUACGCGGCGGUGCGGGACAGCAUGUCAGCCGCGGUGCGAUUGAACCUGUUGGGGCCCUUGCAAGCCGUGGAGCUGCAAGCCUCCAUUCUACAAGAUUUGCCCAUUGAGCUGGGCGAGGGCCAGACCUCACCUCAUGGAUCUCACGUUCUACCUGCAAGCUGCGCUCCGGUCUUGGAGUGUGUGCAUUCGGGUCACGACCUACUGGAAGCCAGACUCUUCUUAACCUGA
Molecule: messenger RNA, 3660 nt
Organism: Durusdinium trenchii
Lineage: Eukaryota; Dinophyceae; Suessiales; Symbiodiniaceae
Source: the annotation of a GenBank genome assembly